Penicillium canariense is the source of this 642-nucleotide messenger RNA. RefSeq lists its product as uncharacterized. The transcript has a single exon. Bases 1 to 642 code for a protein of 213 amino acids. The record is from RefSeq and is a predicted model, not a curated record. NCBI's taxonomy places the organism in Eukaryota, Fungi, Ascomycota, Eurotiomycetes, Eurotiales, Aspergillaceae.
AUGAUUCCCAUCCAGUCGCGCAUACGCGACAUGGCGCUGGCCAAAUCCAGCACCGUGACCCCCGUGGCCAGCACCGACCCGGCCCAGGUCAGCUUCAGUUGGAGUGGUAGUUCCUUUGAGUGCUCACCACUCUCCAACCCAUCUGCGCCUCCUCCCACUCCGGCCGACUCUCUCCUCGACAUCCACCCCCGCAAGUCUUCUUUCUCCAGCGAGUAUGGCAUGGGCGCUGCGUGUGCCUUCCCCUCCUGGCCCAACCGCCCGUCCCUGUCCACCGGUGACUCUAACGACUCGUUCACCAACGCCUAUCUCUCCGACGAAGACCUGCUCUGGAUGCCCGAGAAUGCCGGCACAGAACCCCCCGCGCUGGAAGACUCCGCCGCCCAGGCCCGCAAGAUGGUCUCCUCGAUGACCAUGGAGCAACAGCUGGCACGCAUGCGCGCCGUAGCCGAGGAAGAAGAUCGCCUCCGCUUCCUGGCCAAAGUGGAAGCCCACGCCCGCGCAACCCAGGCCUUGCGACAGACGAAGAUGACCAUGCACGACCGCGACAGCUCCAAGCACGAGAAGCGUCGAGUGGUUCCGAGCCCAAAGCGACGCGCCCACUCGUCAUCAGCCAAGGUGCCAACCGUUGCGCACUGCACCUGA